Daphnia pulicaria is the source of this 3588-nucleotide messenger RNA. RefSeq lists its product as uncharacterized. Gene Ontology annotation, molecular function: DNA-binding transcription factor activity, RNA polymerase II-specific. The record is from RefSeq and is a predicted model, not a curated record. Lineage: Eukaryota; Metazoa; Arthropoda; Branchiopoda; Diplostraca; Daphniidae. The transcript has 6 exons. The coding region runs from base 135 to 3356 and encodes 1073 amino acids. Gene Ontology annotation, cellular component: nucleus. Gene Ontology annotation, biological process: regulation of transcription by RNA polymerase II.
AUGAAUAGUGUUGGAUUAGUCGGGCGGGAUGUUAGAGGUGAUUUUUCGUCGGUGGGUACUCAUUCGAUAGGCAAUAAGCCAAUAACCUAAGGUGGUGUUCGAAAUUUGAAUGCAGUGAUUGUAGUAUUUGGGACAUGCAUAUCUCACCAGCACGCCGAGUUGUUUUUGAGACUGGACCUCCCACCUUCUUUCCUUAUGGAAAAACAAGGUCUAGAAAUGUACUUAAAGACUAUGAAUCUAGGCCGGCAGCUACAAAUAUCAAGAUGUUGUUCUUGAGCUGUGAGGAUCUUCAAAAAGCUUUUCAAACAACUGUGUCUCAGUUGUUGAACCCUAGACAGCUGCACUAUCACAUAAAUGAUAAUAAUUUGGCUAGUAUUGCACGGAACAUAUUGAUUGUCAAGAUCAUCUCAUCUCCAACCUUUGACCCAAUGAAGAAUGAAGACCUUGAAUAUGUUUGGGAAGUUUGGUAUGGAGUUUAUUGGAGUAGCCAAGACAUUUGUGUGCGAUUCAAGAAUGACAUCAAGAGUUUGAUAAAUGGUCAUCUGCCUGAAAACGUUGAACUUUAUCCCAGCAAGUGCCUCCAGUCCAUCACAAAUAUUUGGAAGGAAUGGUAUUCUUCCAUUAAUUCAAAGAAAACAGAUAACAAUAUUGAAACUAAGCUCUCUGAAAGGACUGCAAUAAAUCUGGCAGGCUGGCGCUCAAGUUUCCCUAAAGAUUUAACAGAAGUGGAGGGAAAUGCCAAGCUAAUCCGAGAUAUUGUGGACCACAUGGUAGUUGAGCAUUUCCCCCAAGAGCUCAAAACUGCCUUAGUCUUUGAAGUGCACAACUUUUUCUUUGAAUUGGAAAGUGACAUUCCAAGUGGUCACAAAAGAAAAGUCAUCAAUCCUACCAUGCUGGAACCCAGAACGAAACGCUGGAUUGUGCAUCAUACCGUCUGUCCUUUUAAUAGCUACCUUCCGCUUCCCUUGAACAAUGAACUGGAUCCUCUGAAAGCCAACGAGGGCAGCGCUGCAACUUAUUACUGCCAAGGUGUACUACAGACACGGUUACAUCUUUACCAAAAGAAGAAGGAAAAGAUCAAGUGGGUCUUUCACCUUGGAGAUCCCAUUGAACUGUGCUACUCUUUAACAGAAUUAUUUGACGCCAUCGACUGUUCUGGACUAUCGGAUGAAGUUGGCUUAGCUAAUCUUCUCAAUGCUGCUGGUAGAAUACUAAGUCAGGAGCCCGAAUCCGUUGUGCUUCUCGAAACGAGCACCUGGACAAGAUUGGCACCUACUGUCGUCAGUUACUUGGAAGAAGCUCUUUGCGCACCACUCAGUAUGUUGCCCACCAUCUACGGAUUGAGGUUGGCUGAUCCGCUUCCUAUUGGCGCCUCAAUUCCACCCGAAUCACUUACCAGAACAACCGUUUGCCUCACGUUGAAAAGAACCCAUUCCUACCAGAACUUGAAGGUCGAUUUUGUCUCUUCGUUUCGCCCAUGGCUUUCACGAUUAGCUCGACUUUGUUUUUCACCGGGUCAACCACCAUUGGAAUGUUACACUCCCAUGACAUUUUUCUACGUGGUUGGAUCAGCAGCUCAGCGAAUGGACACAACAUGCGAUGCCUUGCGGCAGGUUCAAAAAUUAUUGAACGAAUUUGAAGAUUCAAAUUUGUUGGCUUGGAGAACGUUGUGCCAAUGGACGUGGCUUUCCGUAUUUCCUUUGAUUGGAGCUGCCCAUCUCGACUCGAGCGCCAUGAGGAGGAUCCAACAAGUCCUGGACGAAUUCCCAAUAGUUUCGCUCUUUUGGACCACGGUGCCCUUCGAUCGGAUAGAGACGAAAGCUUUUUACGAGGCUACAUCAAAUUUAAUGGGUCCUCCGAAGCUCCGCCUUUCAUUGAUACCCCACGACGUCUAUGAAGACAUGUCGAUGGAUAAACCGCUCGAUCUUUCUCAGUGCGUUGGAGGAGCCCAUUACAUUGAUAAUGUUCAAUUACGGUUUAAAAAGGAUCGUACUUCCGGAUGGGUUACAGUGUCCUUUCCACUCAUUUCGGAUCAUGGAUUGGGCGAAACGCACAGCGGAGUCAUCGUGGACAUUCAAACAGGAUUGCCACUCAUUCCCAUAGGCCCUGUCCGUUCACUUCAAUCAGAACCUUUCACUCAGUCACAUCCUUUUGCUGAUCCUGGAUCCAUUUUACCUGACGAACUUAUCGAACCACCGCCCUUGGACCAAACUUUGUCCAUGUCUGUAGUGAGUUGCUUGGAGGAGGAAUGUCAGUACAUCAUCGUCAUAAGUUGCUGUUAUAAAGAUGAACGAGAGGAAGAAGGACCUUUGCAAUUCGUUCCUGGUCUUACGUGGUUCGUGGAUCGUCAACCUCCCUGUGAAUCUGCCCAUCACAUCACUUUAGUUUUGGACCAAUCCUUUGGCUCACAAACUUUGGCAUUGUCCGUGCCGCAUCCUUUCAUCGCCGAAACUGUGGUGGCUAUGCCGACUCGACCUGGAGAGUUUCGUCUGCUCCUUCAAAAGGCCGUGAACGAGCCUUGGCCAGCCCAGUUCAAUAUUCGAACUCAACCAGUUUUUAGCAACUUCCACUUAAAUGAUUUGGCCAUUCAUCUUGAGCAACAGUUCGAUUUUAUCCAGACAUCGGCCGAUCUUUCAUCAUUGAAUGAAAUUCGACGGCUAAUAGCUCGCUUGUUUGAUUUUGUGGUCAAGGAAAACCAAACAUUCUUCAUGAUCGAAAAUUCGAAGGCGCGACUAGAAGACGACGAAUCAAAUGAACCGGAUUGGUACUUUAGAGUCCACCUCCCCAUUGUCUCCAAUGAAAACGGACAUCCGGUUUUGAUGCUUUCGGCCUUUGACUCCAGUUUGGCUCCUAAACUCAUCCUUAAGAAGAAAUCGACCAUUGAAGAAGUCGUGGCCGAAUUCAACCAGAUUUACUUGGAUGAAGCGAACCAGGAGGUCAAAUCUAUUUCAUGUUUUCAAACUUGUAGUUCAGAAACGAGCCAAUUAUUUCGCUUUAUAUUGCGACUGAAUUCGACCAAGAUUAGCAGAGACUAUAAGGAACAUGGACCCAUUGCCUUUUGGCCUUACGGAGAAAACAGUCCUUGGUUGGCAACAUUUCUGUCACCCUGCUACUCUGAUCGCCCUCGUUCUAUUUCCGAUAUUUGGAUGGAAUUGUUGCGCAAGAAGGAGCCCAAGUCUCUUGGAGAAAAGAUACGAACGGAAGAGAUUCCGCAUAAGAAACAUAUCUGCACCAGCUGCCAGCGAGUGACCACAAAAGCCAAGAGAUGUGGUCGUUGCAAGUCAGUUCAUUAUUGUGAUGCUACCUGCCAGAAGAAAGAUUGGAUCAUUCACAAACGCGUUUGCUCCAAAGUUUAGACUAAUGAUGCUAUUAUUUAUUUCAUUUUUUGUUUUUGAUUUUCGAGUUAUUCCCCUCAUGAGAAAACCAAGUUGUAUUUUUUUUUAAUGACCGUUUUUCUUAUUCGGUAACGGUUCCAUUAUCACCUUUUUAUUUUCCCCUGUCGCUGUAUUAAUGAAUUACAGUGUAUUCGAAUUCGAAAAACUCGGACAUGAAUUUACAAUCAACAUAAUAAAAGUAAAAUCAGGCGUC